This is a messenger RNA of Mytilus californianus (California mussel), 1125 nucleotides long. RefSeq lists its product as uncharacterized. The coding region runs from base 219 to 1076 and encodes 285 amino acids. Lineage: Eukaryota; Metazoa; Mollusca; Bivalvia; Mytilida; Mytilidae. The record is from RefSeq and is a predicted model, not a curated record. The transcript is spliced from 2 exons.
UAUUUAAUAUUGACAAUGGUUAUGUGUAUAUAAGUAUAUUGUCAUGGAGUGGCAUGCCAUUCUUUGUGGAAUGCAAUGUAGAUCAGCUCAUUUUUCAAACUCGGAAUAGAAACGUUUAUAUCAAAUUUAAUUUUUAUUUAUGUUAGACUUUCAUAUUUUUGCAAAUUUCCUGAGAAAAAUUAACAGUAUUGAUGUAUAAAUAAACUGUACUGAUAACCAUGUCGUACAGACUGAAUUUAAAUAAGAACUACGGCUCAGACGAAGACAAAAUAGUGAAUGCUGUGAUUGAUAAAAAUGAAGGAUUUCUUAAACGACACAUGGUUUUGUCAUCUUCAAUAGUAGGCAAGCUGCGAACAACCGGAGUUCUCAAUGACGUGGCUAAUGUUAGAAUGAAAGGAGAAAGCAACGAAUCACAGGUACAUAUACUACUAAGUGUAUUACGUCGUAGUGGAAUGCGAGUUUUCCGCAAGUUUAUUGAGGUAUUACGUACGUCAAUGGACAGUUGGGUAGCUGAUGUUAUUUUAGACACAAAUGUUGCAGAAACUGCUCUAAUGGGAAAAAAGUACACAUUAAUUGACCAUAUAAAUAAAGAGGACUAUUACGAAGAUACUGCGAGUACUGAAUACAAAGCAUUAGAUAUAAUACCUUACAACAUACCGCAAAUAUCAGACAAAUAUCCAAGCAAAAGAACAAUUUCUAAUUUAUCUGAAAAAAUGGCAGCUAUCAAAAGCAUGAAUCCCCGGGGGCAUGAUUUAGUAUCGUCGAACCAAUUACAGAGGAUGACAACUAUGUUUGACAGUGAAAGACAGACCCAAGAGGCAACUUUAGCCGUUUUAAGACAAGAAGAAAACGCAAUUAGAGAACUUCUAGAUCAAAACAUCAAAGAACAAACGCAGAUUCGAAGAAACCAAAGAUCUCUUUAUGAAAUCGACAAAAAGUUAAAGCAAAUAUCUUUGGAAACCUCUCAGUUAUCAAGUCCGUUACCAAGGUCAAACAGAGCUCGAGAGAGACUGAUGCAUAUUCAAAGAAUACCAAGGUUGAAUCUUUCGCGAGAUGAAUUGAUAAACAGUACCUGAAAGUAUUUUUUAAGUAUUUUCAAUAAAGCAAGCUAACUUUCGCAACCGC